GUGCCCACUCAAGCAGGUAGCACUGGCUCACUGCCCACUCCAGUCCGAACAACCAACUACCAUCAACAACCAAAACACCCACCAUGUCAGACAACCAACAAACAACUUCAUCCCGAUGGUUCUGUCAUGCUUGCGAAGCUUAUUUCCGUCAACCGGUCGACCCUCAAGACCCUCAGUGCUUAAACUGUCACUCGAGCUUCGUAGAAGAGCUAUCCUCCUCCUCAUCUAACUCUGACCCACAACCCAACCACUGGUCGCAUUCUCAUCACCAUUUCAUCGAUUCCUUCCAAGAUGACGAUAGUCCCCCGAUCCCGAGUACCAGACAACGAUACGAACAACAGCAGAACACUCGUCAUCAACAACAGCAGCAACAAGCCAACCGACAGCCACUCCAUCAGGCUCCUUUUAUCAACCUCAUCGACCCCCUCAUCAACAUCCUCUCUGCUCCCUCGAUCCCCGAUCCAGCCGAUCAUGACCAGCCUCCCUCCUCCUCUCGUCCUACUCCUCCACAUCGAUCAGGGCCUAACCCAUUCAGUAGUAUAGGCGACUUCCUUGCUCAGCAUUACUCACCUCAAACCUUUGGAAGCCCCAAUCAUUUCUCCAACCGAUCAGCCCAGGCUGACGUGGAUACCAGCAAUAAUAACACCGCCACCAGCAACAACCAACACAGUCCGAAUCCUUCCACUAGUCCUCGUCAAGCUGCUCAGGAACCAGCAAGACCAUCAGCUGGUGAACGAGCCCCAACCCAGGAUGGCUUCACCUUCGCCACCACCGCUAACCCACCCCAACAACCUCUCAAUGGACUCUUAUCUUUACUUCAGUCUGCCUUUGGCCUGACUCCCUCAGAUAGCGCAGCCCCCGAAAACGAGCGUCGAACGGCAGAGAGCAAUCAUGCUGGAGACAGCCCAGCAGCCGAAAGAGCUACUUCAAACAGCCAGCCCCCAUCACCAUCAUCCUCAUCCUCACCACCUUCAUCUGGAUCACCAGAAACUCGAGCGGGCAAUUCUGACGAAGAUCGACCUGGAGACGCUGGAAAUCGAACUCAUCCCCGUCCCACUCCGAGGUCACCUCGGGUGAACCUUGAGGAAUCCCACCCCUUACGCCAAUUCAUCAACAUUCUCAACUCGCUCAACCAGACCGAUAGCUCGAUGGGUCGGAACGGCGGCAUGAAUGGGUUUGUCUUCAACGGGCCCACCGGAGGCUUCGGCUUUACUACCCAGCUCGACAUGGAUCAUAAUGGCCCCUUCGGCCAGAACUUGGGCGAUUAUGUAGCCAGUGACUCGGCCAUGCAGGAUAUCUUGAAUCAGUUGAUCAAUAUGACGGGCGCUAAUGGCGGCCAUAAUCCUAUCCCCGCUUCUGACUCUACUAUCAAAUCAUUGAGGAAAUUUAAAUUCGAUGCUUCUUGUGCCGGGCAAGAAGAUUCUAUUGAAUGUGCAAUCUGUAAAGAUACCUUUACGGUCGGUGAUUCAUGUAUGGAAUUGCCCUGUAAACAUUUCUUCCACGAUGAAGAUUGCAUCGUCUUAUGGUUGAAGCAGAAUGGCUCGUGCCCGGUAUGUCGAUACUCACUUGUCAAUACCAACGAUAGCAGCGAGGAUAAUGCGGAAGAUGGAGACGGAGCAGAAGGGGAAAGAGGUGGAGGUGGAGGGGAUCGGAACGCUCCAGAAGCUUCGACGGCGGCCGACGACUCUCAGUAUCGCCCCGAUCCUGCUGAUUGGCUCGACCCCGACGGUUGGUAUGACGAGGAAAAUUACGAACCUCCGUUCGAUUAUGAUUGAUCCCCUUCUCCUCUUCCCCUGUUCUCUCACUGAAAUUCAAUCCCUUCUUCUUCUUCUUCUUUUCCUUCUUCUCGGUCAAUCUUCUAUACAUGAAUAAAAUAAAAUAAAAACAUCAAUAACAAAAAAACAGAUUCUUUUGACUGGAUUCUUCAUAGCACUUAUCCGAACUUUUCACAGCAUUUUCUGUUCACUGUUUUCACACCCUGCAACUCUUUUUUGGCUCAUUCCGUUGUCAUGUUACAUUACAUAUACAGAUAUUAUUGAAGGAGCAGGCGAUCAUAACAACACAUGUACUCACACACACACACACUCACACACAAAUAUUACUUGAUGUCCACAGCUAUCAAACCGUAGCCAUUGAAAUUAAAUCCCAUUUAACACCAGUCACAAGAAUGUUAAGAAUAACCUUGUAGAUUGUACAUGAAUAUAUAUGAAGAUGUGUGCCCAAGAAAUUCAUUGUGCUUGUCCCUCUUACUUGGGUUCUUCCCUUCUUUUCUUUCCUCUGCUCUUUAA
Puccinia graminis f. sp. tritici CRL 75-36-700-3 is the source of this 2288-nucleotide messenger RNA. RefSeq lists its product as uncharacterized. Lineage: Eukaryota; Fungi; Basidiomycota; Pucciniomycetes; Pucciniales; Pucciniaceae. Gene Ontology annotation, cellular component: nucleoplasm; cytoplasm. The record is from RefSeq and is a predicted model, not a curated record. The coding region runs from base 84 to 1775 and encodes 563 amino acids. The transcript is spliced from 7 exons.